CUGGCAGUGAGGAGGAGAGCACCGAAGAAGAUGCUGGAUGCUGAUACGGAGCUGCUGGCGUUUCACUUUCUGUAACACUGAAGCAGCUCUUAUUGCGACAGGAAAAAAACAAUACAUCUGUGUGAAAGCCUCAGGAUGGAGAGGACGAUGAACAUGUCUGGCGGCCCCCCGGGGGAGGAGCUCACGGAUGAGGAGAAGGAGAUCAUCAACGGCGUCCUGGCUCGUGCUGCCAUGAUGGAGGCCACGGAGCAUGAGAGGAUUGAGCGCCUCUCCAGUCGGCUGGAUAACAUCAAGAAGACGGCGUGUGGUGACGGGCAGUCCCACUGUCUGUUGUGCGGGGCGUCCUUCGGGCCACAGGGGGUCACAGCUGUCCUCUGUGUGCAGUGCAACAAACACAUGUGCAGCAAAUGUGGGAUUUUCAGCAACGGAAGGACGAGUCCUGCCUGGCUGUGCAGAAUCUGCAAUGAACAAAAAGAGGUACAGAAGCGUUCAGGAGCUUGGUUCUUCAAAGGCAGAGUACAGCAGGGUCUGCCGCCCCCCCUCCCUCUGUCCGGAUCCAGACAGUCCAGCUUCGACAGUUCUGGACAAGAUGAAGCUACACAUCAACAGAGAUACGAGGCGCAGCAGCAGUCCUGUGGAUCAGAACAAUGGGAGCAGACAGCAAGAACAACAGCUGACAGCCAUAAUGAGAACCCGUCCUGUCCAGCUGCUGUAAUGAAGACCGAGAGACAAGUGUUAGCCUCAAAACCACCGCGAGCAAACACACAGCACGCCGCCCCCCCCUCAGACGUUGGAGACAAACCCCCAGAGAGGAAGGUGUCCCACCCGGCGGUGGAGGAAAAAAGACAACCUGUCGUCUCCAGCUCCGUUUCAUCCCCUGUUCCUGCUGCCAGGGUUAAUCCACCUGUUAACCCACCUGCCAACAACCCCGCUUCCCCCCGACCCCCCCCUGACCAGACAGAGGACGAGGAAAACGACUACGACUCAGAUGACGCAACCACGCUGGGGUCACUGGAGUUCAGCCUCCUUUACGAACAGGAGACCCACGCUCUGCACUGCUGUGUCAUUAAAGCUAAGGGUUUGAAGUCAAUGGACUCAAAUGGAUUCGCUGACCCGUAUGUGAAGCUGCAUCUCUUACCUGGAGCCAGUAAGUCUAACAAGCUUCGCACCAAGACUCUGAAAACCACUCUGAACCCGGUGUGGAAUGAGACUCUGGUCUACCACGGUAUCACUGAUGACGAAAUGGCUCGCAAAACUCUCCGGCUUUCAGUGAGUGACGAGGACAAGUUUGGACACAAUGAAUUUAUCGGAGAGACUCGAAUCGCGCUGAAGAAACUGAAGUUUAACCAGAAGAAGAACUUCAGUGUUUGUUUAGAGCGGGUGAUCCCGGUGAAGAAGGCUGUGGGGGGAUCAGCUCGAGGCAUGGCUCUCUACGAGGAAGACCUGAAGGAGGGGGAGGACUCAGAGGAGAGGGGUCGUAUCCUGGUGUCCCUGAUGUACAACAGUCAGCUGGGUCGUCUGAUGGUGGGCGUGGUCCGCUGCGCUCACCUGGCUGCCAUGGACUCCAACGGAUACUCCGACCCUUUCGUUAAAUUAUGUCUGAAGCCAGAUAUGGGGAAAAAAGCUAAAAACAAGACGCAGACAAAAAAGAAGACUCUGAAUCCCGAGUUUAAUGAGGAGUUUGGUUAUGAAAUAAAACAUGGUGAGCUAGCCAAGAAAACCCUCGAUAUCUCAGUCUGGGAUUAUGACAUGGGAAAAUCUAAUGAUUUCAUUGGAGGAUGUCAGCUGGGCAUCCAGGCUAAAGGGGAGUGUUUGAAGCACUGGUACGAAUGCCUGAAGAACAAAGACAAGAAAAUUGAGCGCUGGCAUGUUCUGCUAAACGACAACUCUGUCCAGUUUGACGAUUAAAACCUCUUCUAUGUUUAUUCUUUCUCCAUCAUUCCCCCUGUAGCAUAUUGUCUUCCAGUCAGCAGGGGCAGACGGAUAUUAUCCUCUUGCUUUGAUGUAGUUUGUCCCCUAAGUGCAAUGUGCAGGCUACAAUUCCAACAGUUUACAGGUGACCAACACGGAUGUUGACCUCUGGCUCUUUUUUAAUGAGGAGCAUAUCAUAUCAUUAGCUGUUUCAUAUAAUAAGUAAACCUCAUAUGCACUAAUGAUUGAACAGAGUUAUCAUUUUUUAUGGAGAAACAAAACCUUGUUAUCAUUGUGAUUAACACACUAUGUUGAAAUUAAGUGUGCCUCCAUGGGUAAUUCCCUUUUUUUUUGCAUUGACCUGUUCUCCUAAUGUUGAUCUGUGCUCUUGUCGUACGAUAUGAGAUCAUGUAAUGUGUUAUCUACAUGACAAGUGCUUGCAUCAUGCAUAUGUUAAAUAUUUAAUGGGACAAAUACAGCUGUUUGGUUUCCAAAAUGAUGUUUUUUGUUGAUGUGAAAUGCGUUUAUUUAUUUUUUUGACAACAUGUUGGUCUCUUUAUCACUUCAUCACCUGUGCAUGUGUGAGCUCUCCUCUACUGGAGAAUUGCUGAAAUGCUUCUGCAUGACAGUUCAUUAUGAAGAACAUACUCAAUAAAACAAUGUUAGCACACUUGCAGAUAAUCUGUGAAUUUUUCUUGAGAGAUAUGAGAUUCAGAUCUGCAAGUGUUAUCAGAUUGAUCAUUCAUAUUUUGCUUUGUAUUUAUAUCGAUGCAUGUCAUAUUGUAGCAUACACGUGGCUAGUAAAUAAAGACA
Notothenia coriiceps (black rockcod) is the source of this 2724-nucleotide messenger RNA. Its product is annotated as rabphilin-3A-like. Gene Ontology annotation, cellular component: synapse; postsynaptic membrane; extrinsic component of synaptic vesicle membrane. Gene Ontology annotation, molecular function: small GTPase binding. The coding region runs from base 136 to 1908 and encodes 590 amino acids. Gene Ontology annotation, biological process: regulation of calcium ion-dependent exocytosis; exocytosis; spontaneous neurotransmitter secretion. The record is from RefSeq and is a predicted model, not a curated record. The transcript is spliced from 16 exons. NCBI's taxonomy places the organism in Eukaryota, Metazoa, Chordata, Actinopteri, Perciformes, Nototheniidae.